This is a messenger RNA of Aquila chrysaetos chrysaetos, 9543 nucleotides long. RefSeq names its product ADAM metallopeptidase domain 22 (gene ADAM22). Gene Ontology annotation, cellular component: postsynaptic density membrane. Gene Ontology annotation, molecular function: metalloendopeptidase activity. The record is from RefSeq and is a predicted model, not a curated record. Gene Ontology annotation, biological process: proteolysis. Lineage: Eukaryota; Metazoa; Chordata; Aves; Accipitriformes; Accipitridae.
UGCAGGCGCGGAGCCGGCGGCGCACGGCGGCGGAAGCCGGGGCGGCGGACGGCGGCGAGCGGGGCGGCGGGCAGCGCCAUGCGGGCGGCCGCCUGCCUCCUCUCCCUGGCGCUCUGCGCCCUGCCCGCUGCCCCAGGAGGCGCCGGGCCGGCGGCGGCGACAGCGACAGCGGGGCGGCGGGGCGAGAGCCGCUUCGCGGAGCGAGAGAGCAUCAGGCCCCUGCGGCUGGUCUCCGGCGGCGAGGGCGGCGGCGGCGGGGCGCGGCGGCCGGCGCUGAGCACCCGGGUGCGGAGCGGCGCGGCGCGGACGCAGUCUACCCACAUUGCUCGAGCCAGCUUCCAGGUUGAUGCUUUUGGAUCGUCUUUCAUCCUAGAUGUGACGCUAAACCAUGACCUGCUGUCUUCUGAAUAUCUUGAGAGGCAUAUCGAGCAAGGUGGGAAGACAGUGGAAGUUAAAGGAGGAGAACAUUGCUAUUAUCAGGGAGAAAUUAGAGGAAAUCCUGUAUCAUUUGUUGCCUUGUCAACAUGCCAUGGAUUACAUGGGAUGUUCUAUGAUGGAAAUCAUACUUACCUUAUUGAGCCAGAUGAAAACUACACUUCAGAUGAUGACUUCCAUUUCCACUCUGUUUACAAAUCCAAGUUGUUUGAGUUUCCUUCGAAUGACCUGCCAUCUGAGUUCUGGCAAACGAAUACUACAUCCCAGAAGUUUGUUGUAAAGCCAAGACACAAAAGAAGUAAAAGGCAGGUUCGUCAGAUUCCACGUAAAAUUGAAGAGGAAACAAAAUACAUUGAGUUAAUGAUUGUAAAUGAUCAUCUAAUGUGUAAAAAGCACCGCUUGUCAGUCGGCCAUACAAACAGCUAUGCUAAAUCAGUUGUGAACAUGGCAGAUUUAAUAUAUAAGGAACAACUUAACACCAGGAUAGUAUUGGUUGCCAUGGAAACCUGGGCUACUGAUAACAAGUUCACCAUAUCUGAAAACCCCUUGGUGACCCUACGUGAGUUUAUGAAAUAUAGGAGGGAUUUUAUCAGAGAGAAAAGUGACGCAGUUCACCUUUUUUCGGGGAGUCGCUUUCAGAGCAGUCGAAGUGGUGUAGCCCACACUGGUGGAAUCUGCUCCUUGCUUAAAGGCGGAGGUGUGAAUGAGUUUGGAAAACCAGACUUAAUGGCAGUUACCCUGGCACAGACCUUGGCCCAAAACAUUGGCAUUUUCUCAGACAGAAGAAAACUUAUAAGUGGUGAGUGUAAGUGUGAGGACACGUGGUCUGGAUGCAUAAUGGGAGACACGGGGUAUUAUCUUCCAAGCAAGUUCUCCAAGUGUGAUAUUGAAGAGUAUCAUGAAUUUUUAAACAAUGGAGGUGGAGCCUGCCUUUUCAAUAAACCAACCAAACUUCUGGAUCCUCCAGAAUGUGGCAAUGGCUUUGUGGAAGAUGGAGAAGAGUGUGACUGUGGGACGAUAGCGGAGUGUGCCAGCGAAGGAGGAGAGUGCUGCAAUACUUGCACCCUGACGGCAGGCUCCCAGUGCAGCAAUGGGCUUUGCUGUCGGAAGUGCCGGUUUGAACCUAAAGGAGUUUUGUGCCGAGAAGCAGUGAAUGAUUGUGAUAUUGCAGAGAACUGCACAGGAAAUUCCAGUCAGUGUUCUCCCAAUAUUCAUAAAAUGGAUGGAUAUUCAUGUGAUAACAAGCAGGGUAUUUGUUUUGGAGGAAGAUGUAAAACCAGGGACCGGCAGUGUAAAUAUAUCUGGGGUGAAAAAGUGACAGCUGCUGACAGGUACUGCUAUGAGAAGCUGAAUAUUGAAGGGACUGAGAAAGGAAACUGUGGAAGAGACAAGGACUCUUGGAUACAGUGCAAUAAACAAGAUGUGCUUUGUGGAUACCUUCUGUGCUCCAAUAUAUCCAGUGUGCCUAGACUUGGAGAACUUGAUGGAGAAAUCACAUCAUCAGUCUUGCAGUUUGGAAAAGUCUACAAUUGCAGUGGUGGCCAUGUGAAACUUGAUGAGGAGACGGACCUGGGCUAUGUGGAGAAUGGGACGCCGUGCGGGCCAAACAUGGUAUGCCUUGAGCAUCGCUGCCUCCCCACUGAGGCCUUCAACUUCAGUACCUGCCCAGGCACCACAGGCAGCCAAAUUUGUUCAGGACACGGUGUUUGUAGCAAUGAAAUAAAGUGUGUCUGUGACCGAUUCUGGGGAGGAGAUGACUGCAGUUCUCGUAUCAAAGAUGAUCUAUUUUUUGAUAAAGAUGCCAUCAAUAAAGGUGUUGUUAGCACAAAUAUAAUAAUAGGGGCUAUUGCUGGCACCAUUUUAGUGUUGGCUCUCGUUUUAGGAAUAACUGGUUGGGGUUACAAAAACUACAGAAGACAGAGACAAAUACCCCAGGGAGAUUAUGUAAAAAAGCCUGGAGAGGCCGACUCUUUUUAUAGCGACAUGCCUCCUGGAGUCAGCACAAACUCUGCAUCUAGUUCUAAGAAGAGGUCAAAUGGAUUAUCUCAUUCCUGGAGUGAAAGGAUCCCAGACACAAAACAUAUUUCAGACAUUUGUGAAAAUGGGAGGCCUAGGAGUAAUUCUUGGCAAGGUAAUAUAGGAGGAAACAGAAAGAAAGUCAGAGGCAAAAGAUUUAGGCCACGGUCUAAUUCAACUGACAGGGUAACCCAUGCAUCUGAGCCUGGGCUUUCUCUCGCCCACCAAAUCCCGGCCCAAGGCAUAAGCCCAGGGGGUUCUGACCACCCCCAAACAGGGAGUCGGGAUCACAGGACACUGUCUCCUGCAAAGUCUCCAUCUUCGUCCACUGGAUCUAUUGCUUCCAGCAGAAAAUACCCUUACCCGAUGCCACCGCUUCCUGACGAGGAGAAAAAAGCCAACAGGCAAAGUGCCAGGCUAUGGGAGACGUCCAUUUAGCUGCACUGUUUUCCUGGGGUGACAUCAGAACUGUUUACUUCGAAUUUUAUAGAAACUCAGCGUCACUGAGUCAUUGCACAUUCAUCUGCUCUUCAGACAAUUUGAAAGCUCAACAGAGAUGCUCGUGGUCACAGUGAGCACCUCCUUUCACCUGGAAGGGAAAAAAGCAGUCAUUUUUUUCUUUCUUUUUUGUUGACUAGUAUUUUAUGGAUUUGAUGAACAACCGAAAUCAUAACAAUUAACAGGGGAUAAUUAGCCCGGAUGUGACAAGGCUAUUCUGCAUGAUGACAGAUAAACUUACCUAGAAUCCCAGCUGCAGUCCAUUUGCCAGUCCCGCGUAAGAGAGGUUUUUCUCUGGUUUAAUGCAGUCCUGAGUCAGACCAGAGUGGAACUGGGAACACACCUCAUGGAGAGCCCAGCCGAUGUAAACUUGUACGCUGUAUGCAUGAACCUUGUGUUCUUUACUUUCCACAUGUAAGGGAUAAACGACAUACUGUAGUAGAAAUUAGCAUGCAGGAGUAAGAAAUAUAGGAUUUUUUUGUGACAGGAUUUCAAGCUUUGAAAGGCAACUAUUUGACACAAAUGUCAAACAAACAAGGAUUACAUCUUUUUUUUUUACCUUAUGUGUUUAUAAUCUCAGUAUACAGAUUGUAUAUAUGUAAACAUUUGAUAAUGUCAAAAAUAGCUGUUAUACAUAAUUGUAUUUUGCCAAAUGCCGAAAGAAACAGUCAUGACUAACAUCAUCACACUUCAAAUUUUCUAAUAUUACGAGCAGACAACUUUGGAAAUACAGAAAGUACAGUACUGUAAAACCGUGUCUCUCGGAAACUGGUGUUUGACCAAAAUCUGUACUAUCUUUUCAGUAUCUUAUACUGUCUUGACAAUCUCAGUUGUAUGGUAGACUGCAGAAACCGGUACAGCAGCACUUUGUCUUAAAUCAUUGUAAGAGGAACCAGCCAAAAUACGUUGUUCAGUGAGAUGACCAGUGUAUCCUCUCACAGCUGUAAUCAAGAAUGAUUUGGCAGACAACAGAGUCUUUGAGUAAUACGCAGUUCAAACUUACUGGACAUUUGGGAAUACUUCUAAGUAGUCAAUUCAAGAUGUGGUGAUGUGAAGUCCUCCUGGUGAGAGUUGCUGUGUAUUUUUGAUAGAGCAUUUCAGACACUUUUAGAUGGCAAGGCGUAGCUUAUGAGAAGCAUAACGAUUUCACUGCACUAGAUAAUAACAGUGCUGGGCAAGUGGCCAGUUUCAUUGCUGUCUUUUAAUUUCUGUUACUGGAAUUGCCUUUACCGUGCGCUUGAACGCUAUGCUUGCUGCCCCUGAAGGCCCCUUGACAAUUUUUUGGGGCAUUAAACUGAGUACAAGUGAGUUUAGCCUAAAAAAGCAGGGUGUGGGAGAACAAAUCUUUUACCAUGGAGAUGUUAAUCUUGUGUAUAAGUGGAUGGUUAGUUCUCUAACACAUGAGACUUCUAAAGGUUGUUGUAAAACAAAUGUCUUUUGGUUAGGAAUUUUCAGUCAGUAAGAAACUGGACCAUAUUAAAUCAGUUUAUAAUUCUCCAGCUUUCCAAAAUUGACUAAUUCUUAGCUUCAGGUAGUACCAUUGCAGAAUAAAACACCUGAUUCUGUGUGGUGCAGUUGAAUACCUUGCCCAACAGCUGUAUGAUCAAUUAGAUACUAUUGUAAUGGGAACAUCUACGGUGUUUCUGAAUCUUCUACCUCUUUCAUGCAUUUCCUUUAAUAAGUGAACCCAACACUUGCAGCCUUUUAAUAUAUUUUUUUACCUUUUAAGUCUCUUGAUAAAGUCAGAUAUAUGUAAGAUUAAAUUAAGAAAUGUUUAAAGAUGUCAGCAACUGUAAAGUAUGCAAGAUUUUUAGAAGCACUAUAUUUUAGGAUUAGGCUGUAUGUUGGAUUAUGACAAAAUACUGGCCUUGGUGUUCAAAUGAUUUUCCUUCACAGUCGACAGGUUCUGGUAAGUAUUUUGGAAAAAGACAAAUAUGAGUGAGCACUAGUGCAUGCAGACAGACCAUCUGGGAGGAGCCAGUCACUUGUAAGUGCUUUUGGAAAAGAUUCUGCACUUUUGUGAGGAGUUAAUGUCCGUCAGCACUGAAGAAUAUUUUUUGCAAAGAUUUACUUUGAGUGUAGGUAACUGGAUGAAAGACAGUUGGCAGCAUGUAGCUCAUGAAGUUAGGGUCUGAGCCAUAAUCACUUGAAAUCAGUAUGUCUUCUAUUGAUUUCACUGGACUUUGAGCAGGACCCUCAAGGAGUUCAACCACAUUAGGACAUUAUGCUAACCUGAUAGCCGCUGUGUUACUCUGUCACCUGGAAGCUGUUUUUCCCUCCCAUACUAGUACCUUGUCUUUAGUAACUGGCCUGUUCAUCAUAUGCCUUUUAUGGUAUUUUGUUUGGAUACAAACUGGCAUGUAGUUCUGAAUAAUCCUAUUAGAUUUCUGUGCAUAUUUUAUGUUUACCACUGUUUACUCUUCCCUUUCCAUUUGCCUUAUCAAGAAGCAGCAAGAUGUGGCAGACAGAACUGCAUAUAACAUACUGGCUCUUUGUGUAAUGUUCAUAGCUUUUUGUUUUGCUAACAAAUGGCUCUCCUGAUGAAUUUUCAAUGUAGUAUGUACUUUUAGCUUCUCUCUUGUUUUGGUAUAAUUCAUUUGUAGCAUAUGAUGAUACAGUUAUGUGUGUAGUCUAACAGUCACUUUCAUGUUUGGAGAUAUGUAGUGACUGGAAGUCUAGUUAUGAGCACUAAGUUUAAGUUAAAUAAAUAUUGACUUCCACUUUGAUGGCCUAGAGUGAGAACAUCACAGGACUUGGGUCUUUGCAAAACUCUUCUGCAGGGAACUUUGCAUUGGGUUGGUAACUUAGAGACCUUGUCGUUGCACAAAACCUGAGCUGGCAGGGCUGUGUGAGCCUCCAAAGCCAAUGCAGGUUAAAGAGAGAAGUUGUUUGCUUACAUUCUGUGGGUUCCUACUUUUAAAAUGUAGUGUGUUGGAAAGCUGCCAGAUUAAUAACCUUGAAGACUGCAAACAUUUUUAUCCACUGCAGUUAGUUACACUGGCAAUAGCAAUAUAAAUUGCCGCAUAAUACCUCAUCCAGUCUAAAAUAAGUACUUGUAUUGUCAGUAAGAUAGCUCAGUCAUUUUGACUCAUUGAGACUCAUGCUUUUGUUUUUCUUUUUACUUUAAUAAAUGAACUAGUUAUUUCUAGCUAUGCUGUAGAUGCCUGUUGAAGUGGGGAGGUUAUCAGUUCUUCUCAAAUAGAAGUAAUUGUCCAUAUGAGCAUAGGACCUGCAGGAUGAGCUAUACUUAAGUUAGUGUUAUGUAUUUCAACGUGGGAGAAGAAUCUUGUAUGAUUUAAAAUAAAAUUAAUAUGACUAACUGAUGGAGACUGGAAAACCGAGAUUGUAUCCAAAUAAUAACGCUGCACAAUGAUGCCACAGUUUAACAAGUAAAAAUUUACCUGCUAAUUCUGAAUUUGUUGAGUUACGAACUUCAGUAAUCCAUACUAUAGACUUUGGUGAAUAUACUCAGGCAAUAUACCAGAAAUGGUUGUGAUGGAUAAUUUACAUACAGUUUUGUUAUAUUUAAAUCAGAGUUUUAAGGAGGUUGUUAAUUUUUAUACAGCCUAUCUUUGCUUAAGUUGUGAACUUAAGUCACCAAUUGCCAAUUACCCAUUUGAAGUGUGACUUGACUUUGAAGAUAGCUUACUUCCAAAUGAUUUAAGAGUUCCUGAUUUAUGAGAUGUUGAACCUGCUAAGCUCAUGCACUUAUUAGGUAAUUUUGGUUGUUCAUUAGCACAAACGGACCUUUGAGCUAUAGCCUGAAUUAAAAUCAAAAAGAAAUUGUGUCAGUAGCUAGUGUACUGAAGUCCUCUUACCUGAAUCCCUGUUCCUGGUUUUAAAUGAACCAAGUGGUCUUGUCAACACCAAUGUGACAAUCGUUUUCAAAACCAGAGCUAAGAAUAGGUACAUACACUGUUACACGCAUGCAUGUACUACAAAUUCUGACCAAAUGUGCAGUCAUUUCGUUAAUGAACAGGAUAGGGUGUAACGUGAAAGAAUGAUGAGACUCUAUAAUCCUACAGGAUAACAAGCUGGCUCUUAGGACUUGCCCUGUCAUUGAAUCCCACACCUAGCCGUUGUAAGCAAAAUUAUCACACUCCAGUGUAAAACUCAGCAAGCUCCUGUUCUCUUCUCUUUCAUCCCCUUUCUGCUCCUACUGAAAAGCAUUUCCGUGAAUGAUAAUUACAUCCAGUAAGAACCUCUUGUGUUAGUUGGCUAAGAUCAAAAAGGUGCUAAGUUUGUCACCUUUCCACACAGUGGCCUGGAUAAGGUCUUUCCAGUGCUGUUAAUACAUCUUUUGCUCUUGCUACAGUGUAGGUGAUGGAGCCUCACGUCUCAUGUGUGAUUUGCACUGGUAAAACCAUUUGGUGGCUCAGUCAUCCUGUGUCUUUCUCACCCUCUUGCACUGUUGAAGGCCAAGUCGGUGAACCUAAAAGUUGUGCUGUGUCCUACUUCUCUUGCUGCAAGUCUGAAGAUCAUCCAUUUCUUUCUCUAAGUUAUCUGAGUAUCUAUCUGUAUCAUUAGCAGACUGUUUGGGCCACUGUUAUCAACCACAGUGUGAGGUUAUUUGCCUUGUUUUUAAAGAGCCUGAGCAUUCUGGUCUUCUCAGAAGCCAUUUUUUUGUCCAGAAUGGAUUAUCCAUCAGACAGCUGAGCUGAUGACCCACUAUUUGUAUGGCUUCCAAACCAUAUGAGACAUCAGCAAUACGGGAUUUGACUUUGAUCAGAUUUCCCGAAGACAGAUAUGAAUAAACUGCACACAUAUACACAGCUUGUCAUCCCAUGACUGCAUGGUGGGGUAACGUUCCUGUGUGCACAUAACUGUUAUUCUAAUAGAGCAGGAAAAAAGGAAAUGGUGAAACUGAGUGUGUAGGCACAGUUGCAAUACAGAUAGGACUCUUAAGUGUGAUUUCAACAGGAAAUUAAGUAAUACCUCCUAUCAUCUACACUAAAAAACUCCUUUGACCUGAGUAUUUUCCAAGUUGGCUUACGAAAAUAUUUCUGGUGCCUCAAGUAUGGAUGCUGAUGUAAACUAAAGCUUUGGAAACAGUAGCUCAUACACCCAGCAGGUGGUAUCUUGUCAUUCCACAACUUUUCUGCAACUAUUUGGAAAAGCACUACAACAGUUAACACUAAUAUGUUAUCUCAGCCAAGUAACAAAAACAAGCAGUAAAAGUACGUUCAGAACACAGAAAUGUGGUUGUUUGCUCACACUUGAGAAACUUUGUGCCCAACUUCAAAAUUGGCUCACCUAGCCAGGUCUGGUGGUUUUAGUUCUCUAAAAUCCAAUCUACACCAGUUUCAAAAUCACUUUAGCUAAGCCAGCUUUAAACUGUUUAAAAACUUCUGCUACGUAGACAGACUGUAAUUGCAAUAUAACUCAGAAUGAGAUGAGGAAGAUGGGGGAAAAUAAGCGCAGAGCACUUAAAAAGAAACACAUUCUCUAAGGGAGAAGUAUAGGUGUCUUACACUAUUUUUAAUUACUAGAGCAUAAAAUGUUAAAGCAACAAGCUAAUUUUUUUUUAAUUCUGUAUUCCUCUGAAUAAAAAAAAAAAGUUUUGGUUAAAAAAAAUCUUAACAUGAGGCCUUAAGACCUUAUAUAUUCUAACUUUAGCAUGGAGAGUCUAUUUUUACAACCACGUUAGAAAUUCUGUAUAUAGGCCUGACUGACCUUGUAAGUAUAGUGGUGCUAGCAGCUAAUCAUGCAAUAUCAUAAGGCUCUGUAUAACAGUAAAUGCUGAUUUAUUUUGAUUAUUGGUGCAAGGACUCCUGCUCACUGCCUGUGUAGAGACUCUGCAUAUUUUAUGCUUGGAAAUACAGUCCAGAACAUAUUCAAACUGUGAAUAUAUAACCUGAUUUUUCUUUUCUUAAGGGUAAAAAUAUAUUACAAUAGGUAAUGUUUUAUAUAGAAUACAGUACUUAUUUUUAUUGUUGCAUAAAUGCAAAAUAUUUUUUUCAGAAUAGCAAAGCAUUACAGAAUUUUUAAUCCGCUGGAGAAAACAGUAUUUACAGUAUGACCAGUUCUUUCAGCAAAGCUUUUGGGGUGGUAUAUACCAAUUGGCUCUGCCAGCUUCAUUUUGUGCUAAUGUUUAUCUUCAGCAUUGCUGUAAAAAAAGGCUAUCUAUUUUUUCACUCAUACUAGCCCUUAUUGGUAAAACAUUUAGAGAGGCAAGGAGAAUCACUUGAAGAGGCUGGGCUAGUAUUAGCAAAAACAACCGAUCUAUACCAUAUUGUUGUCUUUGCUAGUUAAAAUCCUUUAAAGAACAUACCUGAUGUAAUAGAAACUAAGAUUUUGACAAACACCAAAAUGAAGCAUUGCAAUUUACAACUUUCUAGCUUUGAGUGUGAUAUUUUUGUCAUAAACAUUACAGGCAUUGGGCUGUUGAAGUGAAUGAAUCUGGCUUUCAUGUAGCUAAACAAAAUGUUGCUUUUUAUAAAAUAAAAUCAUUGUAAUUUGGGGUUCUAAAUUCCUGCUCACUUUUAAUAACAGCAUCACAGUAUCCACUUCUAUCAGAGUAUUUAAUACAAAUGCCUGUGGUUUUCAAUGUUACUAACAUAUUGUAACAUCAGUAAAGUGACUUUCAAUGACAAA